AUGGUUGGUAUUGGUUGUUACUAUAACGAUGGAAGAGAAACUGUAGCUAGUGAGCAGAGCAUGUCUGGCAGUAUCUCAGUUAGAUUAGGAAAGCCGCACUUCUCCUCGACUUUUUCAGAGGAAUCCUACGAAACUUCGAUUGAUCUGUGUUUGGAGCAAGUUCCAGUUGGUAAUAAACCUGGAUCUCAUUUGUCCAAAGAGGGAUGGAUAAACCUUAUUGAUUCAUUCUACACAAGAACUGGUGUCAUGUUAAACACGGUCCAGUUCAAAAACCAUUGGGAUUCUGUGAAUAAGCAGUGGAGGAUUUGGUCUAAGUUGGUUACCACUGGUUACAUGAAAUGGGAUCCAGUUGCCAAAAAAUUUGGAGCCACUGCAAGGGAAUUGAAUUACUACAUCCAUGAAUACCCAGAACUGCCCCGUUUCGGCUGA
Linum trigynum is the source of this 429-nucleotide messenger RNA. The record is from the annotation of a GenBank genome assembly. Lineage: Eukaryota; Viridiplantae; Streptophyta; Magnoliopsida; Malpighiales; Linaceae.